This is a messenger RNA of Pararge aegeria (speckled wood butterfly), 723 nucleotides long. RefSeq lists its product as uncharacterized. The record is from RefSeq and is a predicted model, not a curated record. Bases 1 to 723 code for a protein of 240 amino acids. The transcript has 4 exons. Lineage: Eukaryota; Metazoa; Arthropoda; Insecta; Lepidoptera; Nymphalidae.
AUGUUCCAAUACGAGUAUGAGAAAGAUACACAGCAGCGCGACAGCCGUACGGCAGUGCGCGACAGUCGCGUUACAGUACGCGACUGGCACUCGCGGCCGUUGCCGCCGAGGCCUGAAGACAGAUUGCCUACUAAAACUAGUGUGCCCCUGAAAGUUUGGGUGAUAGCGAGCGCCUCGUGUUUCGCCGUGUGCGGGGCGCUGGUGCUGGCGACCAUCGCUAUCACCAGAACAGCUGCCAGCGAAAGCUACACCCCAAGACAGCUAUAUUCCGAAGCGAGGGAACCAUUAUAUCCAAUGGCCUAUCCACAACCAAGGCUACUUACAACCACUGAAGGUGACACCGCAACAGCCCAAGAAAACGAAAACGAUAUCCAAUACCCGAUUCUCGAGAAACUGUCCAUCUUCAACAACAGGGUAGCGAAUCGAGACAAAAAGAAACCAGACGGAAAAAAUCUGGUGUCGAAACCACAAAUACAUCCAAUCCACGAUGUAAUACACCAUCCUGAGAGAAGAAUCGAAAAGAAAGACAAAGCAAAACUAUCUGACACAAACAGCCAUGACUUUAUUAAUCCUCAUUACAAAAUAAAUAAAAAUGGUGAACUUUCCAAACACAUGGGAACUUCCACUCCACCCGGCAGUACUUCUAAUUACAUCGAUAUUCACACCGAGUCUGCUAGCAGCGGAGGUACUAGCAUGUCGGGUGGAAUGGGCAGAGAAUAUUGA